Anopheles marshallii is the source of this 687-nucleotide messenger RNA. RefSeq names its product ubiquitin carboxyl-terminal hydrolase-like. The record is from RefSeq and is a predicted model, not a curated record. Gene Ontology annotation, biological process: protein deubiquitination; ubiquitin-dependent protein catabolic process. NCBI's taxonomy places the organism in Eukaryota, Metazoa, Arthropoda, Insecta, Diptera, Culicidae. Gene Ontology annotation, cellular component: cytoplasm. The transcript has 3 exons. Bases 1 to 687 code for a protein of 228 amino acids. Gene Ontology annotation, molecular function: cysteine-type deubiquitinase activity.
AUGGACGUUUGGCUACCAUUGGAAUCUAACCCUGAAGUGCUAUCCAACUAUAUGGUCAAGCUGGGCGUAUCGCCCCUCUGGAGUGUCGUUGACGUCUAUGGAAUAGACGACGAAAUUUUGGACAUGGUCCCGAAGCCGGUCAAAUCGUUGAUUUUUCUAUUUCCAUGCUCCAAAGCGCAUGAGGAGUUCCGUGCCAAGGAGGACGAGGAACUGAAGGCCAAAGAUGUCGAACAUCCCAAAAGCCUGUUUUUUACACGUCAGAUUGUUCACAACGCCUGUGGUACGAUUGCUGUGAUUCACGCCAUUCUCAACAAUCCGGAUAUUGAGAUUGAGCAGGGCAGUGUUUUGCAGAAGUAUUUCGACAGUGCCAAAGAUCUUUCGCCUGAUGAACGCGGUGAGCUGUUGAACAAAAACGUGGAGUUGAAGGCAACACACGAAGAGAAUGCGCAGCAGGGCCAAACCGCCACUCCCAACAUAAAUGACGCGGUUUAUCAUCAUUUUAUCGCGUUUGUACAUGUCGACGGUAUCCUUUACGAGCUGGACGGGAGAAAGAAUUUCCCAGUCGCUCACGGUAAAACAACGCCGGAAACGUUGUUGAAAGAUUCUGUAAAGGUUUGCAAAAAGUUCAUCGAGUUGGACCCGAACGAGGUGCGCUUCACGCUGCUAGGACUCGUACCGACUCAGUAA